This is a messenger RNA of Stegodyphus dumicola, 366 nucleotides long. RefSeq lists its product as uncharacterized. The record is from RefSeq and is a predicted model, not a curated record. Lineage: Eukaryota; Metazoa; Arthropoda; Arachnida; Araneae; Eresidae.
AUGAGUGUAUAUAAAGACCUACCUAAACCUCAACCUAAGUUCAAAGUGGGAGAUACAGUGCGCGUUAGCAAAUUAAAAAUGAUUUUUGAAAAAGACUAUGAAAGUAACUGGACAAGAGAAAUAUUUGCGAUACAUGAAAUCCUUCCUAGAAAUCCACCUGUUUAUCGACAUAAAGACCUCGCCGGAGAAGUCAUUGAAGGAACCUUUUACGAAAAGGAACUGCAAAAUAUUUCAGAUUCUGACUAUUAUUCUGUUGAAAAAGUGUUGCGAGAAAGAAAGAGAAACGGUGUGACGGAAUAUUAUGUGAAAUUCUUAGGUUAUCCACCAAAAUUUAAUGCAUGGGUCACCGAUGUGAAAAGAAUAUAA